Molecule: messenger RNA, 5337 nt
Organism: Arabis nemorensis
Lineage: Eukaryota; Viridiplantae; Streptophyta; Magnoliopsida; Brassicales; Brassicaceae
Source: the annotation of a GenBank genome assembly
AUGGCUUCCUCGGAAGCCGAUUCCCGAUUGAGUCGAGUCGUAACACCAGCUUUAGAGAAGAUCAUCAAGAACGCGUCGUGGCGUAAACACUCAAAGCUCGCUACCGAAUGCAAAGCUGUUAUCGAACGACUGAAUUCGCCACAGAAAUCACCAACUCCAUCUUCUUCUGCCGACUCCGAGCCUGAUUCCUCUGUUCCUGGUCCACUCAACGACGGUGGUUCGAUCGAGUACUCGCUCGCCGAUUCUGAGUACAUCUUCAGCCCUUUGAUCAAUGCCUGUGGCACUGGUCUCGCGAAGAUCGUCGAGCCUGGUAUCGACUGUAUUCAGAAACUUAUCGCGCAUGGUUACAUUCGUGGUGAAUCGGACCCUUCCGGUGGAGCAGAGUCCAUUCUCCUUUUUAAAUUGAUCGAGUCCGUUUGUAAAUGCCAUGAUUUAGGAGACGAAUCCAUUGAAUUACCUGUGCUUAAGACUUUGUUAUCUGCAAUCAACUCCAUCUCACUGAGGAUCCAUGGAGAUUGCUUGCUCUUGAUUGUACGUACUUGCUACGACAUUUACUUAGGAAGCAAAAACGUAGUGAAUCAGACGACUGCAAAGGCUUCGCUGAUCCAGAUACUGGUGAUUGUGUUCAGGAGAAUGGAGGCGGAUUCGUCAACGGUUCCAAUUCAGCCGAUCGUAGUGGCUGAGUUGAUGCAGCCGGUCGAAAAAUCAGAUGCGGAUGGGACAAUGACGCAGUUUGUUCAGGGUUUCAUCACUAAAAUCAUGCAGGAUAUCGACGGUGUGUUGAAUCCGACAAUGCCAUCCUCAGGAGGCCAAGAUGGGGCAUUGGAGACUACCACAGUCGAGACUACGAAUCCGACGGAUUUGUUGGAUUCCACUGAUAAGGACAUGUUGGAUGCUAAGUAUUGGGAGAUCAGUAUGUACAAGUCGGCUUUAGAGGGAAGGAAGGGGAAGCUAGCAGAUGUGGAAGCUGAGAGAGAUGAUGAUUUAGAGGUUCAGAUAGAGAAUAAGUUGCGGAGAGAUGCCUUCUUGGUUUUCAGGGCGCUUUGUAAGCUCUCAAUGAAGGCGCCUGCAAAGGAGUCUUCGACAGAUCCGCAGUCGAUGAGAGGGAAGAUUCUGGCUCUUGAGCUGUUGAAGAUCUUGUUGGAAAAUGCUGGAGCUGUCUUUAGGACAAGCGAAAGGUUCUUAGGUGCUAUCAAACAGUAUUUGUGUUUGUCUUUGUUGAAGAACAGCGCUUCUACUCUCAUGAUUAUCUUCCAGCUUUCUUGCUCUAUUUUUAUCAGCCUGGUUGCAAGAUUUCGAGCUGGAUUAAAGGCCGAAAUUGGAGUUUUUUUUCCCAUGAUUGUUCUUAGAGUCGUGGAGAAUGUUGCUCAACCUAAUUUUCAACAGAAGAUGAUUGUUCUUCGGUUUCUUGACAAACUUUGUUUGGAUUCACAAAUCCUAGUUGAUAUAUUCUUGAACUACGAUUGUGAUGUCAAUUCUUCAAAUAUUUUUGAGAGGAUGGUAAAUGGUCUCCUUAAAACUGCUCAAGGGGCUCCUCCUGGUACAGCUACAACGCUGUUGCCACCUCAGGAGGGAGCUAUGAAACUUGAAGCCAUGAAAUGCUUAGUAGUCAUAUUGAAAUCAAUGGGAGAUUGGUUGAACAAGCAGUUGCGCCUGCCAGUUUCUAAUUCGUUGAAUAAAUCUGAAGCACUGGAGAUCGAUCUGGGAUCCGGAACCCCCAAGCUGGCAAAUGGAAAUGCUGAUGAGUCUGUUGACGGAUCAGAUACCCAAUCUGAAUCUUCAGGAGGUACAUCUGAUGCUCUGGCCAUCGAGCAGCGCCGGGCUUACAAGCUCGAACUUCAGGAAGGUAUUUCUCUUUUUAAUCGGAAGCCAACAAAAGGCAUUGAAUUUCUCAUCAAUGCGGGUAAGGUGGGUGACUCUCCUGAAGAAAUAGCAGCUUUCCUCAAAGAUGCGUCAGGGUUAAGUAAAACUUUGAUAGGUGAUUACCUUGGAGAAAGAGAAGAGUUACAUCUCAAGGUGAUGCAUGCGUAUGUGGAUUCUUUUGAUUUUCAAGACAUGGAAUUUGAUGAGGCAAUAAGAACCUUUCUUGAAGGUUUUAGGCUGCCAGGAGAAGCACAAAAGAUUGACCGGAUCAUGGAAAAGUUUGCUGAACGUUACUGCAAGUGCAAUCCUAAAGUGUUUACUAGUGCAGACACAGCUUAUGUUCUUGCAUAUUCUGUGAUCAUGCUCAAUACUGAUGCCCACAACUCCAUGGUGAAGAACAAGAUGUCUGCCGAUGAGUUUAUUAGAAACAAUCGUGGAAUAGACGACGGAAAGGAUUUACCUGCGGACUACAUGAGAUCGCUGUAUGAAAGGAUAACAAAGAAUGAGAUAAAGAUGAAAGAAGAUGAGUUGCCUUUGCAACAGAAACAAUCUGCAAACUCAAACAGAAUGCUUGGUUUGGAUGGUAUAUUAAACAUAGUGAUCCGUAAGCAGUGGGGAGAUUCAUAUGUGGAAACAAGUGAUGAUCUGAUGAAGCAUAUGCAAGAGCAAUUUAAGGAAAAAGCUCGCAAAUCAGAGUCAACCUACUAUGCUGCAACAGAUGUGGUUAUUCUCAGAUUUAUGAUUGAGGCUUGUUGGGCUCCUAUGCUUGCUGCAUUCAGUGUGCCGCUAGACCAGAGUGAUGAUUUGAUAGUUAUCAACUUAUGUCUUGAAGGCUUUCACCAUGCAAUCCAUGCCACUUCUUUGAUGUCAAUGAAGACCCAUAGAGAUGCUUUUGUGACUUCACUAGCAAAGUUCACUUCACUUCACUCCCCAGCUGAUAUCAAGCAGAAAAAUAUUGAAGCCAUCAAGGCGAUUCUCAAACUUGCUGAUGAAGAGGGCAACUAUUUGCAAGAUGCCUGGGAGCAUAUACUAACUUGUGUUUCCCGUUUUGAGCAACUACAUCUCUUGGGAGAAGGUGCUCCUCCAGAUGCCGCUUUUUUUGCUUCCAAGCAAAAUGAGUCGGAGAAAUCAAAGCAAUCCAAACAAAAUGUACUUCCUGUCCUGAAAAAGAAGGGUCCUGGAAAAAGUCAAUAUGCAGUGACAGGUGUCUUGAGGGGUUCAUAUGACAGCAUGAGUUUUGGCAGAAAAGGUUCUAGGAACGUGAGACAAGAACAGAUGAGCAGUAUAGUCUCUAAUUUGAACUUGUUGGAGCAGGUUGGUGAAAUGAAUCAAAUCUUCGCACAGAGUCAGAAACUGAACAGUGAAGCGAUAAUAGACUUUGUUAAAGCUCUCUGCAAAGUUUCUAUGGAUGAGUUGCGGUCUCCUUCUAAUCCACGCGUUUUUAGCCUCACAAAGAUUGUUGAGAUAGCGCAUUAUAACAUGAACCGCAUAAGGCUUGUUUGGUCAAGCAUCUGGCAAGUGCUAUCGGGGUUCUUUGUGACCAUUGGGUGCUCAGAGAAUCUUUCUAUUGCAAUCUUUGCGAUGGAUUCUUUGCGCCAGUUGUCAAUGAAAUUCCUGGAACGGGAAGAGUUGGCCAAUUACAACUUCCAGAAUGAAUUUAUGACACCUUUUGUCAUUGUUAUGCGUAGAAGUAAUGAUGUUGAGAUCAGAGAACUUAUCAUCCGAUGUGUUUCUCAGAUGGUAUUGUCGCGUGUAAAUAACGUCAAGUCCGGAUGGAAAAGCAUGUUCAUGGUUUUUACAACAGCAGCAUAUGAUGACCACAAAAAUAUUGUGCUUUUGUCCUUCGAGAUUAUCGAGAAGAUUAUCCGAGAAUAUUUCCCGUACAUCACAGAGACAGAAACCACCACUUUUACAGAUUGUGUGAAUUGCCUUGUUGCAUUCACCAAUAACAGAUUUAGCAAGGAUAUCAGUCUCAGUUCCAUAGCUUUCCUCCGGUAUUGUGCAACAAAACUGGCAGAAGGAGAUCUUAAAUCAACAUCAUCGAAAAAAGACAAGGAAACUUCUGGAAAGAUUCCUCAGUCAUCUCUCCACACAGGAAAAAGCGGGAAACAAGAGAACGGAGAGAUUGCAAACAGUAAUAAUCAGCUACACUUUUGGUUUCCCUUACUAGCAGGCUUAUCAGAGCUUAGUUUCGAUCCAAGACCAGAAAUCAGGAAAAGUGCACUACAGAUUCUGUUUGACACCUUACGCAACCAUGGCCACUUAUUUUCUCUACCAUUAUGGGAAAAAAUAUUUGAGUCAGUAUUAUUUCCUAUAUUCGACUAUGUACGGCAUUCUAUUGAUCCUUCUGGCGAAGAAGAGUCUGCAGAUCAAGGAAGUUAUGGUGAUGUGGAUGAGCUAGACCAUGAUGCGUGGCUCUAUGAGACCUGCACAUUAGCACUACAGCUUGUAGUGGAUCUAUUUGUCAAAUUCUACACGACGGUCAAUCCACUUCUAAAAAAAGUACUAAUGCUUCUUGUGAGUUUCAUAAAAAGACCUCACCAGAGCCUUGCAGGGAUUGGUAUCGCUGCGUUCGUUCGUCUUAUGAGUGAUGCCGGUGGGUUGUUUUCUGAAGAAAAAUGGUUAGAAGUUGUGUCGUCUUUAAAAGAAUCAGCAAAGACGACUUGCCCAGAUUUUUCUUAUUUCCUCAGCGAAGAAUAUGUGGAGAGAAGCCAACGAAAUGCUCAGAACAGUAAUGCAGUGUCUGUUGUUCCAAUUGGCUCGGAUGGUAAUGAAGAGAGUCAGAGAACAGCAAACCGUCUUUACGCCGUUAUCUCUGAUGCUAAGUGCCGAGCCGCUGUUCAGCUUUUGUUGAUUCAGGCUGUGAUGGAGAUUUACAACAUGUACAGACCUCAGCUUUCAGCGAAAAACACAUUAGUCCUCUUCGAUGCAUUGCACGGUGUAGCAUUACAUGCUCACAGUGUAAACAGCAAUGCGAUACUCCGUUCAAGGCUACAAGAUCUAGGACCCAUGACACAAAUGCAAGAUCCUCCACUACUUCGUCUCGAAAACGAGUCUUACCAAAUCUGCCUCACAUUCGUACAGAAUCUCGUUUCAGACAAAAACAAAGAUGCAAAAGAAGAAAUAGAAUCACUUCUAGUCAACAUCUGUCAAGAAGUUCUCAGCUUCUACAUCGAAACUUCUUCUUCUGCGAAAAAACAACAAUCAGAAUCAUCACGAGUCAGUGAAUACCGAUGGAGAAUACCACUGGGAUCAGGAAAACGAAGGGAAUUAGCGGCAAGAGCUCCUCUUAUAGUUGCAACACUUCAAACAAUAUGUACAUUGGAAGAUGUAUCAUUUGAGAAGAACCUGAAAUGUCUGUUUCCACUUUUGGCUAGCUUGAUUUGCUGCGAACACGGCUCUAGCGAGGUUCAGGUCGCGCUUGCUGACAUGCUCGGCUUAUCGGUUGGCCCGGUUUUACUCCAAUGGUGCUGA